Messenger RNA from Dromiciops gliroides (monito del monte), 1603 nucleotides. RefSeq lists its product as uncharacterized. The record is from RefSeq and is a predicted model, not a curated record. The transcript is spliced from 4 exons. NCBI's taxonomy places the organism in Eukaryota, Metazoa, Chordata, Mammalia, Microbiotheria, Microbiotheriidae. The coding region runs from base 1 to 1380 and encodes 459 amino acids.
AUGCAGAGUGAACAGAUUGAGCUUUCAGGAAAGAUUAGUUCAGGUUCAAAAUCUUCCAAGAAUGAUCUCAAGAUUGCAAAAAGUGAACAGUUAGGGAAGACAAGCUUAGGUUCAAAAUCUUCCAAAGAUGAUCUCAAGAUUGUGCAGAGUGAACAGAUUGAGCUUUCAGAAAAGACAAGUUUAGGUUCCAAAUCUUCCAAAGAUGAUCUCAAGAUUGUGCAGUGUGAACAGAUCGAGCUUUCAGAAAAGACAAGUUUAGGUUCCAAAUCUUCCAAAGAUGAUCUCAAGAUUGUGCAGAGUGAACAGAUCGAGCUUUCAGAAAAGACAAGUUUAGAUGAUCUCAAGAUUGUGCAGUGUGAACAGAUCAGAGCAUUUCGGAAAAAGACAAGUUUAGGUUCCAAAUCUUCCAAAGAUGAUCUCAAGAUUGUGCAGAGUGAACAGAUUGAGCUUUUGGAAAAGGCAAGUUUAGGUUCCAAAUCUUCCAAAGAUGAUCUCAAGAUUGUGCAGUGUGAACAGAUCGAGCUUUCGGAAAAGACAAGUUUAGGUUCCAAAUCUUCCAAAGAUGAUCUCAAGAUUGUGCAGUGUGAACAGAUCGAGCUUUCAGAAAAGACAAGUUUAGGUUCCAAAUCUUCCAAAGAUGAUCUCAAGAUUGUGCAGUGUGAACAGAUUGAGCUUUCAGAAAAGACAAGUUUAGGUUCCAAAUCUUCCAAAGAUAAUCUCAAGAUUGUGCAGAGUGAACAGAUUGAGCUUUUGGCAAAAGCAGGUUUAGGUUCCAAAUCUUCCAAAGAUGAUCUCAAGAUUGUGCAGAGUGAACAGAUCGAGCUUUCAGAAAAGACAAGUUUAGGUUCCAAAUCUUCCAAAGAUGAUCUCAAGAUUGUGCAGAGUGAACAGAUUGAGCUUUUGGCAAAAGCAGGUUUAGGUUCCAAAUCUUCCAAAGAUGAUCUCAAGAUUGUGCAGAGUGAACAGAUCGAGCUUUCAGAAAAGACAACUUUAGGUUCCAAAUCUUCCAAAGAUGAUCUCAAGAUUGUGCAGAGUGAACAGAUUGAGCUUUUGGGAAAAGCAAGUUUAGGUUCCAAAUCUUCCAAAGAUGAUCUCAAGAUUGUGCAGAGUGAACAGAUUGAGCUUUCAGGAAAGAUAAGUUCAGGUUCAAAAUCUUCAAAAACUGACCUCAAGAUUGUGCAGAAUGAACAAAUUGAGCUUUCAGAAAAUGACCUUGAGAUUGUUCAGAGUGAACAGAUUGAGCUUUCAGGAAAGAUAAGUUCAGGUUCAAAAUCUUCAAAACUGACCUCAAGAUCGUGCAGAGAGAACCAGAUCGAGCUUUCAGAAAAUGCUAAUUCAGAAUGUUCUUCAGAAAAUGACCUCAAGAUUGAGCAGAAAUGAAGAGACUGAGCUUUCAGAAAACGAAAAUUUGAGUUCAAAAUGUUCUUCAGAAAAUGACUAAAGAUUGUGCAGAAUGAACAGAUUGAACUUUCAGGGAAAAGAAGUUCAAGUUCAAAAGGCGUCAAAAAAAGGACAUCAAGAUUGUUCAGAGUGAACAGAAUGAGCUUUCCAGAAAGAAAAGUUUAAGUUCAAAAGCUUUUUCAAAAGAAGUACUGAAGGAUAA